AUGUCUAGCGCCGAGGCAAGCACGAGCGCCGACGCUGCUCGUCCGUCCAAGCGCAGCAAGAUGAACGCUCCGGACGCCGAGACCAUCGCCAACCCUUACCUGGCUCACUGGAACGAGAACGGCGCCUCUUCUUCCAACGCCGCCACUGUCAAUGGCUCGAUUGCAGAUGAUCACCCCUUAGCCGGUCUCAUUCCACGCAAAGUCACCGGUCCCCAGGCGCGAAAGAUUAUGGAGGGCGAUGUCAACCCCUUCUCCGUGGCGCCCAAGCCAUUCUCAGAAGGCUACAAAAAGAUCCUGUCCAAGCGAAAGGAGCUGCCGGUCUACGCUCAGAUGGACGACUUCUACCAGCUGUUCAACAACAACCAGAUCAUGGUCAUGAUCGGUGAAACUGGUUCCGGCAAGACCACGCAGAUCCCGCAAUUCGUCGCCUAUUCGGACCUUCCCAACACACAAAAGUCCAAGGGCUCCGACGGCAUCCUCGCACCUCGCAUGAUCGCGUGUACACAGCCUCGUAGGGUGGCUGCUAUGAGCGUUGCCAAGCGUGUGGCAGAGGAGAUGGAUGUUUCGCUCGGCAAGGAGGUCGGUUACACGAUUCGAUUCGAGGACGCCACCGACCGAAGGACCACCUUCCUGAAGUACAUGACCGACGGUAUGCUCUUGCGUGAAGCUAUGCACGACCACAACCUCGAACGCUACAGCUGCAUCAUUCUCGACGAGGCGCAUGAACGUACGCUUGCCACCGAUAUUCUCAUGGGUCUGCUCAAGGAGGUGGUGCAAAGGCGAUCGGAUCUCAAGCUCAUCGUCAUGUCGGCCACCCUGGACGCGCUCAAGUUCCAAAAGUACUUCAACGAUGCUCCUUUGCUCAAGGUGCCCGGUCGCACAUUCCCAGUCGAGACCUUCUACACACCCGAGCCCGAGCCAGACUACCUCGAAGCCGCUAUUCGUACCGUCAUCAUGAUCCACCAGGCAGAAGACGCCGGUGAUAUUCUGGUCUUCCUGACGGGUGAGGAAGAGAUUGAAGACGCCUGCCGUAAGAUCAAGGCCGAAGCGGACGACUUGGCAGCCACCAACCCGGAUCUCUGUGGUCCUCUCAAGGUCGUUCCCCUCUACUCGUCGCUGCCACCUGCACAGCAACAGCGCAUCUUCGACCCAGCACCGGCACCUCUCACCCCCAACGGCCCUCCUGGACGCAAAGUUGUCGUCAGCACCAACAUUGCAGAGACCUCACUGACCAUCGACGGCAUCGUCUACGUCGUCGACCCGGGUUUCAGCAAGCAAAAGGUGUACAACCCCCGUAUUCGUGUCGAGUCGCUGCUGGUGACACCCAUCUCCAAGGCCUCGGCGCAGCAGCGAGCAGGUCGUGCCGGUCGUACGCGUCCAGGCAAGUGCUUCAGGCUGUACACCGAGAAGGACUGGGCCAACGAGCUGAUCGAGCAGAGCUACCCCGAGAUUCUCCGAAGCAACUUGGCCAACACGGUACUCGAACUCAAGAAGCUCGGCAUCUCGAACUUGGUCACCUUCGACUACAUGGACCCACCUGCGCCCGAGACCAUCAUGCGUGCGCUUGAGCUGCUCAACUAUCUUGCGGCGUUCGACGACGAGGGCAACCUGACACCGCUGGGUGAGAUCAUGGCCGACUUCCCUUUGGACCCCCAGCUGGCCAAGAUGCUCAUCGUCAGUCCCGAGUUCAAGUGUUCCAACGAGAUCUUGACCAUUGCGGCCAUGCUGUCGGUGCCCAACGUCUUCGUUCGACCCAACUCGCAGAAGCAACAGGCUGACGCAGCACAGGCUGAGUUCGCUCACCCCGACGGCGACCACUUGACGCUGCUCAAUGUCUACCACGCCUACAAGACCAACUGCCGCGACAACAAGACGGCAGCGGACUGGUGCUGGCAGAACUACCUGUCGCACCGUGCUCUGAUGCAGGCCGACAACGUUCGCUCGCAGCUACAGCGUCUGAUGGAGCGACACAACCUCGGCCUGGUCUCGACGCCAUUCGAGGACAAGCGAUACUACACCAACAUCCAGAUGGCCAUCGCCUGCGGUUUCUUCAUGCAAGUCGCUCACCGCGCAGGAGGCAACAAGAAGGCGUUCCAGACCAUCAAAGACAACCAGGUGGUCUCGCCGCACCCGUCUUCGACGCUCGAUCACGCCGCCGAGUUUGUCAUCUACCACGAAUUUGUGCUGACGACGCGCAACUUUAUCCGCACCAUCACCGAGGUCAAGCCCGAAUGGCUAUACGACUUUGCGCCCCUCUAUUUUGACCCCAACAACAUGGACGGCGAGGUGAAGCGCAUCAUGAGCGCUCUCAAGGCUCGCAAGGAGAAGGGUGGAGCGUCGGCCAAGCGCAGGUAA
Kalmanozyma brasiliensis GHG001 is the source of this 2355-nucleotide messenger RNA. Its product is annotated as DNA/RNA helicase, DEAD/DEAH box type, N-terminal. The transcript has a single exon. Bases 1 to 2355 code for a protein of 784 amino acids. The record is from RefSeq and is a predicted model, not a curated record. Lineage: Eukaryota; Fungi; Basidiomycota; Ustilaginomycetes; Ustilaginales. Gene Ontology annotation, molecular function: RNA helicase activity; RNA binding; ATP binding. Gene Ontology annotation, cellular component: spliceosomal complex; intracellular anatomical structure.